AAGCGGCGCUGUCCCGGGAGAGUGUUGGGCGGCAUGACUGGACAGUAUGAGGAGUUUAAGGAGCUGCUAAAAUGAGUGGUAGAAUUCCAAAUCAUGGUUACAUGCAACCAGCAUCCAUUUCAGCGACUUCUUGUGGGCAUGACUAUCAGUUUCCAACUUUAGCUAACUCUGAGAGUGAUCUGCUGGAAGAGGAUGCGGAGGAAUUUGAACUACGUCCUCGGGGAAAAGAGAAGACGCGGCGUAGCACGUCAAAAGAGCGCAUUGAUGAUAUUGUAUAUAUAAGCAGAGAUAUAUGUGAAGGGGACACCUUGAAUUCCAUAGCACUACAAUACUGCUGCACUGUUGCAGAUUUGAAAAGGGCCAACAACUUUCUAAAUGAACAAGACUUUUUUGCUUUGCGGACCAUCAAAAUUCCUGUGAAAAGAUUUAGCGUAUUGACACAGCCACAUUUUUCCCCAAAGGCAAAGGCUACAAGACCAGGGACUCUGCAACUUUCACCAGAACACCAAGAGAGUGAUCUCCUGAUUGGCCCUAGUUCUUAUGAGACUGCUGGCAGUUUCCUCCAAGAAGUAGAUCGGGACAUUGAAAAGAUUGUAAAAAGCACAGACACAAAGAAAGAGAGCCUUAAUGAAGUUGUCUCUGCCUUAAGCCAAGAACAUUUUGAACCUGAGCAAAUACUGGUUCCACAAAGGGAUCCCUAUCAUGGGGCAGACUGGAGCUUAGGAUGGUGGACAGCAGUUGCAAUAAUGGUAUUUGUAGGAAUCAUCACUCCACUGUUUUAUUUCCUUUAUUAUGAGGUGUUAAUGAAAGUCAACACAAGUCAUACGUUAAAUUCAAUUGAAAAAUCUGGUCCUUCAUAGAAAACCCUACUGCAUACCCAAGAUAACAGUGGAAACGUGUGUCAGUAAAUGGAGUAAUUUGCUCCAAGGAAUGUACCUAGGGAGUUCUAGAUCAAACUGGAUUCAGAUUUGGUGCAAUAGAGAUUUCCAGUCGGAUAAACUUCACCUGCGGUAUUGAGAGAAGAUUAUGGAGAACAUCACGUCAUCACAGCAGUUUGAGUUUACCAAUCUUGCUUUUUCUGUUUUACAUGGCUGCUUUUUUUAUAGAGCACCAAUAAAUUUAUGGAAAUAUCCACACGUUCAUAUGAAGAGGUACAUGUCUGUACAACAUGCAAAUGCAAAUUAAUUUCCACCUAAAAGAAAAGUAAACACAGAACAUUUGCCAAUUUUUUUUCAACCAUGUUGGACAAUUUAAGUGCUUCUAAACCACUGAAACCAGGAUGGCACAUUUUUCGGUCAGAUAUUGAAACUCCUUUUCUUCUGAGCAAUGCAAAUAACUUUGUGUUAGUA
Xenopus tropicalis (tropical clawed frog) is the source of this 1349-nucleotide messenger RNA. RefSeq names its product LysM, putative peptidoglycan-binding, domain containing 3 (gene lysmd3). Gene Ontology annotation, cellular component: plasma membrane; Golgi apparatus. NCBI's taxonomy places the organism in Eukaryota, Metazoa, Chordata, Amphibia, Anura, Pipidae. The record is from RefSeq and is marked provisional.